Molecule: messenger RNA, 6820 nt
Organism: Nycticebus coucang (slow loris)
Lineage: Eukaryota; Metazoa; Chordata; Mammalia; Primates; Lorisidae
Gene: FBXO30
Product: F-box protein 30
Exons: 3
Coding region: 2633-4876 (747 amino acids)
Molecular function (GO): ubiquitin protein ligase activity; protein binding; zinc ion binding
Source: RefSeq, a predicted model, not a curated record
UUUUAUUUUUCAAAUGACAAACAUUCAUCAAGUGUCUACAUAUACACAGUAUGUGCUAGUUAUUCAGGAGAGAUAUAAAUGAUGCACCCACUUUCAUGAACUUGGGAGACAAUAUGUGAGCUAACCAAAUUUGUGAAGCAGGUAACAGUGUUAUUUGGUGCAUGUGGAAGUGCUGAGAAUAGGUAGUAUUUGUUACAGAAGCCUUUUAUGGGUGGCAUGGGAUUAGAGCUGUAUGUUAAGAGGUAGGAACCUUAGGUUCCUAUACCAUUACAUUGUAUGGGUAUAGGUGGUUUGGAAUUGGAUUGGGCAUAGUGUUUGGUGGAGAAAAGAAGGAAACUAAUCUGGCUAGCAUGAAUGAUUUACUUUGAGCAAUUGAGGACAAGAGUUGAGACUCUAUUCCAUACCUACUAGAGAGCUGUCUACUAUGAUCUGAAGUUUUUCUCCCCUUCACAAAUUAAUGCUGAAACUUAAUCCCCAAUGCAAGAGUGUUGGGAGGUGUGGUCUUAGGGAGGUGAUUGAGUCAUAAGGGCUCUGCUCUAGUGAAUGGAAUUAAGUGCCCUUAUAAAAGGGCUUGGCCAAGGGAGUUCACCCCUUUUUGCCUUUUCACUUUCUGCCAUGUGAGGACACAGCUUUCCUUAUUUCUGGAGUACAAAGUUUUUGAGGCACCAUCUUGGAACCAGAGAUAAGACCUCUACCAAACAAUCUUGGUGCCUUGAUCCUGAACUUUUCAGCCUCCAGAAUUAUAAGAAAAAUAAAUUUCUGUUCUUUAUAAAUAACCCAGUCUUUCACAUAGACUAAUGGAACAGAAUAGAGAACCCAGAAAUAAAUCUACACAACUAUAAUAACCUUCUCUUUGACAAAGUUGCCAAGAACAUACAUUGAGGAAAGGACAGUCUCUUUAGCAAAUGUGCUGGAAAAACUGGAUAUCCAUGUAUAGAAGAAUGAAACUAGACCCUUAUCUCUUCCCAUACACAAAAAUAAAAUUAUAAUGGAGGAAAGGCUUAAAUGAAAGAUCUGAAACAAUGAAACUUCUACAAGAAAACAUUGGGGAAAUGCUUUGGGACACUGGUCUGGGAAAGGACUUCUUGAGUAAUACCCCCGAAGCUCAGGCAACCAAAAUCGGACAAGUGGGAUUACAUAAUGCAAAAAAGCUUCUGAACAGCAAAGGAAACAAUCAGCAAAGUGAAGAGAAUGGGAGAAAAUAUUUGUAAACUAUCCAUAUGACCAGGGAUUUAUAACUAGAACACAUAGGAGUUCUAACAAUGCAAUGGGAAAAAAAAAAAUCAAAUAAUUCCAUCAAAAAGGGCAAAGGAUAUAAUAUUUCUCAAGAGAAUACAUACAAUGGUCACAGACUGGUCUAUACUAUUUUGUUAUAGCAGCAUAAACGUACUAAGACACCACCCAAGCUAGAUAUCUAAAUAGAAAAUAGAUGAAAUUAGUAUCUUAGGAAGAACUGUGUUGAAGGGAAACACUGAAGGAGAAAGAUUGACUAGGUAACAGCAGAAAUCUAAAUUUAUUUAAGAUGGCAACUAGAGAUGAAUGUGAAAGACAGGAAGAACGAAUUUUCUUUUCCUUCCUUCCUCUUUUUUUUGGUCAAGACAUGGAAAAUUAUUGAGAUGGAGGGAGAAAAAAAUGCUAAGUUUCCAUCCUGAAUGACUCAACUUGAGGUGGGAGAGGUGGCCUCAUGUCAGCGAGGGGACUUAGCAAAGGGGAAAGCCCCAGAUUUCAGUAAGUACAAUCAUGGAAACUUCGGAUUUUAAAGCUGCAAAGGACUUUAGAGAUCAUCUAUUCCAGCUCCAUUAUUUCACAGGGGGGCAACUGAAGCAAAAGAAGGGUGUGUGACUCCACCCAGGACAGUGAGCUCCAAAUGGGCCCAAAGUAAAAUACAGCAGAAUCCAUGUGUUGCCCCCGCCAGGUCAUACUGUUUAACCAUCCUAACUGUCCAGCUGUCUGGAUAGCGAUUCUCAAGCUUUAAACUGAGGACCAGGCCUUGCAGGCGGCCAAGUUAAACAAAAUAAGAAAAACAGACAAUUUUAAAAAUUCAUUUAUCAGCUUCCAUUGUUGUUAAAUUUACUGGUCUUUAAAAUCCAAAAGUCUGAGAGUCAUUUCUCCGCUGAACAGCAAAUUAUGUGUUAGCUGUCUUUUCCAAGGUAGAAGAAUAAAGAGUAAAAAAUGCAGCCGGAGAAAGAAUGACAAAAUAGGAUUUUCCUGCCUCUGUCUCCACCCUCACUGCCAGGGUUACGGCCAUAGUCUCUUUGUUACAGUUCUUUCACCGCAGGAGUGGGAAGGAGUCCACAGAAUGGACACUGGGGUGGAGACGGGAUAAGGGACUCCCUUUCUCUCCUUCGCCCAGACCAAGGCUUGGUGUUAGUAACGGGGGCGUGGAUAUCCAUUCUCCGCCGCGGCCAUGUGGUAACAUACGUAAGGUAUCUUGCAAAAGCAGCGGCUAGAUCCCUUUGCGGAGGACGCCUCUGUUCCUCACAGAAGCAGACGGUGUUGGGCUGCCCCGUCAGGGCUCCAGAAAGCAGGGCUGAGCCCGGUCCCCGGGACCUAGAACCCUGCAAGCAGUAACGGGUCACAGCGCGGUCCGGGCACUAAGUCACAAGACUGGGUUAGAACUGAAUUGUCCGUUAUGGAGGAAGCGCUGCAGCAUUCACACUGUGUGAAUUGUGUCAGUAGACGAUGUAUGACCAGACCAGAGCCCGGAAUUUCCUGUGACUUGAUUGGUUGUCCAUUGGUUUGUGGAGCAGUUUUCCAUUCUUGCAAAGCUGAUGAGCAUCGACUUUUAUGUCCAUUUGAACGAGUGCCUUGCUUAAAUAGUGAUUUUGGAUGUCCAUUUACCAUGGCCCGAAAUAAAGUUGCUGAACAUCUAGAAAUGUGUCCUGCAAGCGUGGUGUGCUGUACCAUGGAGUGGAACCGAUGGCCAGUUAGUUAUGCAGACCGGAAAUCAUAUGAAAAUCUAAGCAGAGAUGUUGAUGAAGUGGCACAAUUAGAUAUGGCCUUGGCCCUUCAAGACCAAAGGAUGCUCUUAGAGUCUCUCAAAGUAGCCACCAUUAUGUCCAAAGCGAUUGAUAAAGUAUCUGAAUCUAAAGAACAAAUCUCAGUUAAAUCAAGUGUCCCAGAAGUACCACAUACUAAUGGUUUGGUGCCUGUCGAUGAAGAAUCUUAUGGUGCACUUUAUCAAGCUACUGUAGAAACAACCAGAAGUUUGGCUGCUGCUUUAGAUAUCCUGAAUAAUGCCACAAGAGACAUGGGCAUGUUAAAUACAAGUCUUUGUGCUUCCCCAAAUGAAAUGGAUGAAGAGCAUAAUGAAAGAGAAAGUUUACGGGAUAGAAACUUAAAAGACCAAGACUAUCUUUCUGAGGAUGAGCUAGGAGCAGUAGGUGGAAUUGACCAUAGUGACACAAGUCAGAAUGCCCAGUCUGAACAAAAUGGUUCAAGUGAUUUAUUAUGUGACUUGAAUACAAGUUCUUAUGGCACCUCUGCUCUUUGUAAUGGCUUUUCUUUGGAAAAUAUAUGUACGCAGGUCAUAGACCAGAGUCAGAAUUUGUGUGGUGAUUCAAAACAAAAUAAUUUGACAAACGGAGAAUGUGCAGCACCAGAUGACACUUCCAAACCUUCCAGUUCACUUUCAGUAGCAGCACAACUUAGGGAAGUAAUACCAUCCAACGCUUUGCCUAAUGGCACAGUUCAGCAUAUUCUCAUGGCAGAUGAUGAAGAUGAAGGAGAAUUGUGUUGGAGAAAAGUAGACUUAGGGGACUUGAGGAACGUGGAUGUCUUAUCUUUCAGUCAUUCUCCUUCAUUCAAAUUCCUUUCUAAUUCAUGUUGGUCUAAACCAAAGGAAGAUAAAGCAGUAGAUACAUCAGACUUGGAAGUUGCAGAAGAUCCCAUGGGCCUCCAAGGAAUAGAUCUGAUCACAGCAGCAUUACUCUUUUGUUUGGGAGAUUCUCCAGGUGGGAGGGGUAUAUCUGAUAGUCGCAUGGUUGAUGUUUAUCACAUUGACUUUGGGACUCAGACUUUUUCACUUCCAUCUGCAAUAUUAGCUACAAAUACAGUGGUUGGUGAGAUAGCUUCAGCUUCAGCUUGUGAUCAUGCCAAUCCACAGCUUUCAAAUCCAAGUCCUUUUCAGACUCUUGGACUGGAUUUAGUAUUGGAAUGUGUUGCUAGGUAUCAGCCCAAGCAACGCUCAAUGUUUACCUUUGUGUGUGGACAGUUAUUUAGAAGAAAGGAAUUUUCUUCACAUUUUAAGAAUGUGCAUGGUGACAUUCAUGCAGGACUCAAUGGCUGGAUGGAACAGAGGUGUCCUUUAGCUUAUUAUGGUUGUACCUAUUCUCAACGUAGAUUUUGUCCAUCAACACAAGGAGCAAAGAUUAUACAUGACCGCCAUUUGAGGUCGUUCGGAGUUCAGCCGUGUGUGUCUACAGUAUUAGUAGAGCCUGCUAGGAACUGUGUGUUGGGAUUACAUAGUGACCAUCUAAGUAGUCUUCCCUUUGAGGUCUUGCAGCAUAUUGCAGGUUUUCUUGACGGCUUCAGCUUAUGCCAGCUCUCAUGUGUAUCCAGGUUGAUGAGGGAUGUCUGUGCCAGUCUGCUUCAGUCUCGUGGAAUGGUCAUACUGCAAUGGGGGAAAAGGAAGUGUCCAGAAGGAAAUUCAUCAUGGCAGAUUAAAGAAAAGGUAUGGCGAUUCAGUACUGCAUUUUGUUCUGUUAAUGAAUGGAAAUUUGCUGAUAUCCUAAGCAUGGCUGACCACCUGAAGAAAUGCAGUUACAACAUUGUCGAGAAACGCGAGGAAGCAAUCCCAUUGCCAUGUAUGUGUGUGACGAGAGAACUAACUAAAGAGGGACGUUCCUUGCGCUCAGUGUUAAAGCCUGUGCUUUAAAACUGUGACUUCACUUGCACAUACAUGCAAGCACCUAGUAGAAUUUCUUUGUAACAUGUGACACUUUAUUAAUGUAUUAAAGAUUUACAACUAGCUAAAUUGAUUGUCACUAUGUAUAUAAUGUUUUGAAGUGACAUAUAUUUUUAUAAAGUACUGUUUAGUUGAGAAGAAUUUGCCUUAAUGUUUGAAAUGUGUGACAUUUUUGGAACUUGCUGGACAGGGUGAUUUAAUUUUUAGCUACAUAAUUUUCAGAAUUAGUAUUUUUAAUGGUGUGCAUAUUUUGGUUCUUAAAUUUUUUGCUUCUUUAACUAACAAGAUCCUGACCAAACCAUGUAUUCCUCUUGUUUUCUGUGGGUUGCUGUCCAUGCAGCAGAAAAGAAAAACUUCCAUUCAAACUUCUGCAGCGCAGGCUUUUCAGAUAAAACCAUUCUCCACUGCUUCAGCACUACCGUAAGAUUGUUAUAAAGUUUGUCUUGUGUAGUGCUCCCCAUAUACAGUUGUUGAUGAUAUUGAAAAUCCUGACUAAUGUUUAGUAACGCUAUUUAUCAUGAUUUAAAAAUAAUCCACAAAGAUGUUUUCAUCUUACAUACUUACAACUAUUAUACAAAGAGUAACCAUAUGCAGCUUUCUUUUUUGUUAGAUGCCGCAUCCAAAGAUCAAUGGCAGUGUGUUAAUCUGACAGGUUAAAGCAAAAACGGGAAACAAAAAGCAGGUCUGUGUUUAAUUUGAAACUGUUCAUGGUAUAUUAUAUAUUUGCCAUUAGAAAAGGAAAUAUACCUCAUUUUAAGUGUGAAUUGGGCAUAUUGUGUGAGUAAAUUUCAAGUAUUCAGAAUGUAAUUAUUUUCCAUAAGGAUUUUAAAUUUUUGCCUUUUGAUUAUAAAAAUUACAAGUGAGUUUUAAGACAUCUAAAAACUUGAAAUUUGGCAUCUUUUUUUGUAAGAUGACAAUCAUGCAGAAAACUGUCUUGUUUGACAAUCUCUUCGAGACAUUUCCAAUUUUCCAUAGAUUACCAAGAAAGUGAGAAUUGCACCUUUGUAUAAAGAGCAAAGUAUAGUAGAAAAAUAUUCAAAGACCUAUUCUUGAAGUACUUUGUUAUCAUUUUCAAAUUGAUUUAGUUUAAAAAGUGAAUAUCAGUGUUUAGAAAUAAUCUGUUCUAAGUAAAUUAUAGCAUUAGAAAUAAUCUGCCCUAAGUAAAUUAUAGCAUUUGGUAGUUUGAAAUGAUGACAGAUUAUCUUGUUAUAAUUGUCAAAACUCUAUUGCGUUCUUCUGUUCCUACAUUUGUCCCUGAGAGUACUCUGUGGUUACUAGGUUUGAUUCCCAUAUAUGGCAAUCAGGCUGGGCAGAGACGUUCCUUGGGCAUUAGAGAAGAAUUCUCAACUGUUUAAGACUUGUUUUUGUUGGAUCAAGACCCUGGUACAAUUGAAAAAUGUAGCAUUAAAGACUAAAUCAAUUGUUUUGCGUCACCUGUCAUUUAAAGUAGUAAAAUACUUAUUUCUCAGAGCUUAAACUUUCAACUGUGAGAUUGAAUUGCAUCAAGUCUCUAUUUAUGUGAACAACCCAGAAAUCAGAUAUCAAAUACUGUAAAAUCUCACUCUGCCUUUUAAAGUUUUCCUGAAGAAUGUGUCUUUGGUUAGGAUAGCACAAGCAUUAACUUUUUGUUUUAUGGCUAUGCUUUUUAAAAUUCAUGGUUUUUAAGUUUACACUUCUUAUUUCCACACUGGAUCAUGAGAUGUUUAACAUUUUUUUCACCUUAUAUUUCUUUUACACAUCUUUAGCUGUCUUUUUUUUUUUUUUUUUGUUAUGCCACCAUACUAUUUUGCUAAAACAUUUUCUUUGUGAAACAUUUGUUCAAGUUCUAAUAAAAUUAAUGUUUUUCCUUUAUAUGGCUCAGUAACUUAAAAAGAAAAACUUUCAUUCAAUAAAAUUUUAAUACUUGUUCGACAA